Messenger RNA from Motacilla alba alba, 40604 nucleotides. RefSeq names its product ankyrin 3 (gene ANK3). The transcript has 48 exons. Gene Ontology annotation, biological process: signal transduction. Gene Ontology annotation, molecular function: protein binding. The coding region runs from base 25412 to 39175 and encodes 4587 amino acids. The record is from RefSeq and is a predicted model, not a curated record. Lineage: Eukaryota; Metazoa; Chordata; Aves; Passeriformes; Motacillidae.
GUUGGAAGGGACCUCUGGAGACAAUCCAGUCCAACCUGCCUGCCAAGGCAGGCUUGCCUGAGCAGGUGACACAGGAGUGUAUCCAGGUGGGUUUGGAAUGUCCCCCAGAGGGGACUCCAUGACCUUCCUGGGCAACCUGUUCUGGUGCUCUGCCACCCCUCAACAUGAGGAAGGAAGUUCUUCCUCAUGUUGAGGUGGAACUUCUUGUGGUUUAGUUUAUGGGCAUUUCUACAUAUAAUAUUUUCAUGGAAGGAAUAUUUAUUCUUAGCAAAAGAACUUAUUGUCAAGAAAAUUGCAAGGCUCCCCUCUUUAUGGGACACGUUGGAAUUGCUCAGUCAGUACACAAGGGAUUAGAUUAACUACUGAGAUGAAUGCAUUCUACUUCAGUUACUUCUUUCUGUUCUUCAAGGCCAUUUCUAUUAACAGAGCUCAGUGGAACAGCAUCAAAAUCUGAAAUCAGAUCAAGACACUGGUUCAAAUCCCAAACUAAAAUUUACAUGUCAUUUUCUCAUUAGAUACAAAUAUAAAUUCUAGUGGCAUUUCCCACCAUCUCUGCAGCUAAAUCACAUUUAGUGACCCCAGGCAUCUGAAAUUAGAAGGAGCUUCUCUUGAGCACUCUCACAUUGGUCACUGGCUGUUACACAGUUUGCUAAAGGGCAGGCCAUCACUUCCACUGCAGUAGCUCAUGUCAUGGAUAGUUCAGGGUGCUCUUAAGCAACCCUCGUUUUUAUAAAUUCAGAAACUAUUUCAUAAAGCAGGCGUGUUGUUAACUCUGCAUUAAUGACUGAGCUGUGAAAGCUGCUUCCAAAGGAGGGUAUUUUUUAACCACCCACAUCCGUGAUAGAAACCCCCAUAAGGGUGUGGGUUUAUGAAAUGCCAUGAAAUAUUCUCAGUCAGUGGUGCUGUAAAUAUGGGCAAGAGCAAACCAGGGUUUGGGAUUGGCUUGUCCUGCCGUGCUGAUUCAUGGAACUGAUCCAGGAUAUCCAGCAGCAGUGAAGGCUCCCAUGGGCUGCCCAGCAUUUCCCUUCCCCUGCUGACACAUAGGCCCAUAUCCCUCUUUGGAUCAGGUAUAAAACUGUCAACAAGAACUGUAAUUUCAUUUCAGUUUGGGUGGAAACCAGGCUGACUAGAUUAGUCAGGCUCUUUCUGUUGUCUUCAUGUCUGUGAUUUUCAAUCUGGAGAGCAGUUUAUCUUUUCUGGUCUUUAUCUGUAAGUGCUGUGGGCACUCCUUCAUUAAGAGGUGGAUUUGAGUUCCUCCCUCCCCCCCUUCCUCUUUAAUAUCUUUAGUCAAGUGUCAAUGUAUGUUGGUUACCAUUGUUUUUUCUGGCUUGGGUAAAUUUUCAGAGUGAAGCUGUACUUUUCCCCCUUAAUAAUAUUGAUAUCUCAAGUAUUUUUAAAUGUUUCCUCUUCCACAAAAAUUUAAACAAUUGAAGCAUCUUCUAACUUGCAGCAGAAUUCUUCUGGUGGUGGUUGUAUUUUGAAUCGUUGCUAUAUUUCCCUGCAAAUAAAGUGAAAAACCAACAGGGCAGUUUAAAGUUUUGAUCUGUGAUUUCAGCCUGGUCUUUAGCACUGAUUGGUGCCCAGCACACCACUAAAAGCAGAAAGCCACACUUGUGUGCUAGCCUCUGUAGCAGUACCUUAAUCAGAAAUGGUGACUCCCAUAAAUAUCAUCUGCAGCAGUACCUUAGUGACAGCUGGUGACCCCUGUAAACAUUUGGUCAGUUGUAGGGCUUGUCAGAUGGCUCAUUACCCAUGCUAAUCCUAGAGAAUUUUUUCUUGCUGUGGAAGAGCUGCCAGGUAUGGUUUUAAUUCCUGGCCUUGAGAAAUAUUUCUGCAAUGUGGUUUAAAUAUAAUUUUGGGAGAAACUGCAUUUUCUCUGAAAUAAUUUUUUCUUUAUUUUUAGUGGACACCUUAUGUUGAUGCAGUAUCAUGUUUCUUUAUAAAGGUUUUAACUUUUUUUUUCUGACUAUUUCAACUCUGCUUCAUGCUCAUUUCUUUCUUACUGAACUAUGCUAUUUAUGAUUUUCUUUUUAGAUAAUCAGAAGGGAUGCAAGUCUAGGAAGGCUCUUCUCACAGAGAGGUGAUGUUACACCUCCCCCUCACACCUUUCUGUUCAGGGACUCCUAAUCAGAGUUUGUUCUCUUUGAAAUGAUUUGUUGUGACUCAAGGGGGUCUGUCUGAAAGCUGUAGGAAACUGGGGCUACUGCAGCAGGUGAUGGGGUUUUUGAAGGGAGAACAUUUUGGGUUGGGUUUUGUUUUGUUUUUAGUGUAUGCACCAAUUCUGGGUGUUCCUGGGGCUAUAGGUUAAGGUCUGUUCAUCACUGGCUAUAUAAAAUUUGAAUGAAAGGUCUGUAGUACUUUAUUGAUUAAUGUAAGCUGUAGGUCAACAGUUAAUGUAGGUCAACAGUUUGAAGUUUUUCCUCAUUUUCAAGGUCAGUAUGUCCUCUUCCCCUGAAGCAGGGCUUGGCAGAAAAGGAGGGCUGGUUGUGGUCGUGGGUUCCAGGGAACAAUGUCAUCAUGGCAUGUAGGAUAAGGGAGCCCUGGCAAUGGACUUUAUUUCUAAUAAGUGAGAGGGAAGCCUGACUAUUGCUUAAAAAUUGACAACACUCUCAACAGUGAUACUUGGAAUGGUGAGAGAGAGUUUUGGAUUAGGGAAUUAUCAAGAAGGGAUAAAGGAUUAGGGUAUCACCUUUAUACUAGGGAAAGAAAUGCUCUUGCCUCUGUUCUAUCCCUGCAUGUGAUACUGGUUGAGGCUACUGAGUUGGGAGCAAGCUGUUGGUAGUGAAUAUAACCAGGCAAUGAACCAAAAGUCUGAUGUGGGUUUUUGUUCUUUAUAUACUUAUUUCACUACACUGAGCUAAGUUCUUAGAUCAUGUCAUUCUUCACAGUUUAAAAUUUGUUAGCAUAUUUCUGGAUGUUCAAAAGAAAUAUCUUAUGAGAGAGAGAUGCAGAAGAAUGAAUCAUCGUGGAGGUUUGACUGUAUUGCAGAAAAGUAACACCCACAACGAGUUCCAGAAGGCAACUUAUCAUAUUUUAAGUGUUUACAAUAUGUGUGUGUGUUUACACACACACAACAUUUGUAUACAUACACACAAGUGAGUGAUUCCUUAUAAUGCAUUUUCACAAAUAUAACAUGUAUACAUUCACAUGUUUAUACACAAGAACAUGUGUUAAAACAUUGCUAACUUAACCAACCUAAGCAAAGUCCCAACACUGGCAUUGAGUACCAGGCUAUGGUUUUAUUCUUCAGGCCACAAAGUGCAGCUGCAUCUGCAGGGGAAAUUCCCUCACCCAAGCAGGUGAGAGCCUGAAAUUGUGCAGCAGAGGAUUGGGGCCAGCACAGUAUUUAACUUUAUCUCCUGCUUGCAGUUGUGGUGAGAGCCUUCUCCCAGGAAAGCCUGGUGACACCACACCUUGGUGCUAAGCUGUCAAAAAGAAGUUGGAUGCAAUCUGCCAAGCCCUAAGAAAAUCAAAGAACCAUUCCUUGUUCUAUGUAAUAUUUACCCCAUGCAGUUGUGGGGCUCUUUUCACAGAUCAGUGUAUAGACUCUGGUUGUAGAUGUAUAAAACUCCACUUACUGUUUUUCCUAGAUAGUCCACAAGAUGGUAGUGCACCAAAGCCAUGUCUCUGUAUAUCAUGCUGCAUAAAAAUUUUAUCUAAAACUCAUAUCAGUUCACUGGCAAUUCAGCACACAAAAAAUAGAUUGUGAGUUCAGCUAGGCUAAGUAAUAUAUUUUGAAAGUAGAUAUGCUGGAAUUUAUCUGAGUAACUCCUAUUAAUGUUUGUCAUGCUGUUAAAUACAUCAACUCAAAAGGCUCUGUGAUCUCUGAGAUGGAUUUCUAGUCUAUGCCUUUGGGAGAAAAGCUUACAGUUAAGAAUUAAGCUUCAGGCACCUGAUGGGACUUUGAGUAUUUACUGCCUAAUUUCACUUUUCUUGCUCUUGCACACUCUGUGUGUCAGAACUUUAUUCAGUAAAUAUUUGUGUUGAUAAUAUUUUUAAUUGAUUUCUGUUAAUGUUCAUAAAAGUAUUAAAUUUCAAAAUAUUCAUCCAAUUCCCUGAUACCAAGAUGGGUAUGGAAGAUUUCAUAGGGAAUAACUUUGCUAAUUUCUGUUGACUGCAGCUUCCACUUGUUGGGGAAACACCAUUGAUCACUCUGUGUGCUUACAACUUGGUUUGUAAGCAUUGUUGUUCUGGGGUGGAAGGAAUGGAUAGAUGUAAGCCCCUCUGCUUUCUCUUGUUCUUCUACACACAGGACUGGUCCUGUGGCUGCUUCAGCUGAUUCUGGCUUUCUCAUGUGAUUCCAGUGAAGUCAGCCAAGAUUUUUCAUGGGUGCUCUGGUUGUCCCGUGCCCAGUUCUGGCUGCUGUAAUUGUGCUGCCCUGGUUUACAGAUCCUCAGUGCAGCUCUCCUGACAGAUCCAUGCAUGUGUCACUGGCUGGUGAUUAUGCUUUAGGCUGUCACUAGAAUAAAGGAGCCAAAUUCUUUUCUUCACAGUCUGUAUCUCUUUGGUCUCGCAGGAAAACAAAGUUUGGUUGUUGAGACUGUUUACAGGUGGAGAAGGAGUCCUGUGAUGCCAGGAAUAUUAGGAGAAUAAUUCCCAAAUAAUUAGAAAUCCAGGUUACAGGUGCUCUCAGACUUGCAGCACUUCUGUCCCUUUUUGGGCCUCCACUAAGGGGCAUUGAAUUCUGUCUAACCUGGAUAUGGAGAGAAGGAAUCCCAUCUUAUUAGAGACUGGAGUUGCUUUCUCCAGCAGCUUUGAUUCAGGGAGAAGCACAGCCGUGGGUGAUGUUGGUGUCAGUGGUCCUUGCUCUCAGCUUCCAGGCUGCCUCCAUUGCUGAGCUGUCAAAUCCAGCUGUCCCGCAGCAGCAGGUCCUACUGAGCCUUGCAAGAGUUCCCCUCUGGGGUGCUCACAGGCACUGCCUCCCUCUCAGCAACUUGCAUUUAUCUCAAUUCCUCCAAGCAGCUGAGCUUGCAGAUGUCCCCUGCAACAAGAGGAGGAUUUGUAUGGGUUGGACAGGGAUAUAUGUGCUGCAGGGAAGCUUUUCCACACCCUUUCUUGGAGCUGCAUGGGAGCAGCAAGAGGGGGGUGUGCUCCACAGGCCAUUCAAUGGCAGCAAGGUUUUAAGUCUUUGGAGUGCUGGAGUUGCAGGUUUGGGGAGAUGAAAUCUUAGUGAUCCCAAAGCCUGUGGACAUGCUGUUGAAAGGAUGUAAUGAUUGCACAUACUUCUAAACCUGCCAGAAUGUUCAUAAUUUUUAGGAAAAAAUCAGGAGAUGGCUGAUGGAUAAUGUAGCUGGUUAAUAAAUACCAGUUUGUCUCUCUAAAUAGGUGAUAGGUGGAUUUAAUGUCAAUUUUGUAGAUCAGGUUAGUGUCAGGUGUCAGAUACUGUGUAAGCUUCCUUACAUUUCUUUUUUGUUGGAUGUUUUUCACUUUGACAAAUCUAUUAAACCAUGUUUGGCUACAGCAUUUGCCUGCCAAGUUUAGUUUUAAAGUAAAAUCAUUUUUUCCAGCAAUUGAAGCAUAAAAUAGUCUUUAAUGAAAAUAGCAACAGACACUUAACUCUAGCCUUUCCAGCCAGAUGUCACAAUAAUGUGAACCAUCAAAGUGAAAAGUCAUUUUUCACAGGUAUCUUAAAAUCAGUAUUGACAGGAGGUAGUUGGUAUGAUGUGUAACUUCACCAUGUCCUUUGUACAGCUUUUUGAAGACUGUGGUAAAACCAGGUUGGUUUUAUAGGGAUUUUUUUUUUUAAUGAGCUUUGCUCCUAAACUGGGUGGCAUUCCUUACUUUUGGUUAAUUUGCAGUGCCAGCUAGAAGCAUUUUGCUCAUGUUGUUGUUCAGAGAGUCUGCCCCUGAGGUAUAUUUUGACAUGCUUGACUCCCUUUGCUGCCUCUUCUUGCAUGGCCCUGACUGUGUGCCUAUGGUUCAUCUGUGCCAGGUAUGACACAACCCUUUGCAGCUCCCAGUGUGAACAGCAUGUCCUAAAAGCAGCGUGAUCCAAAAGGGGAGGAAAUGUUCUGCUUGGGGCCAGGUUUUCAGUGGCUUUGUUGAAAUCCAGUCUCGGCUCUUGCAGUGGUUUUGCAGAAGCAUUCAGUAUGUUCUUGACUGAAGACCUAGUUUUUUGGAGACUUUUGCCUCACUUUUAUUCAUUUAUUCAUUUACUUAUUUCAAGGGGCCCAAUGCUUGCCUUCUGAUUCUAGGAGCUGUAUUUUCAUCUGCAUGGUGAACAGGUGACCUGAAAAUGCAAAUACUCCAUAGGACUGGAGUCAGUCUUUCUCAUUAUCAUAUGCAUAAAACACAGUGGCAGUCACUGGGCUGCCUGCAUUGUCACAUGUGCCUUCUGCAUGGAUUUGUGCUUGUGCUAGAACUUUAUCCCCUGCCAAAAAGAGGAUGAUAAAUGAUGCUUUGGGUUAUUCACAACUUCCUUGAGGAAAUAUUUAAAAUAUGAGUAAAACAUAAAGCUGUUGCUCAUCCAAGUUGGGUGAGUUUGUUUUAAUAAUAAAGCAAGAAACCCAACCAAAUAUAUUGCAUUGAAAUCUGAGCGGGAGAGAACUGGAUUUAUUCAUUUAUUGCUACAGUGCUCUUUUAUGAAAAGAGUUUGAAAUCCCAGUGAUGAAAAGAACUUUAUUUCUUGCUUUGAUGAAGCAAAUAAAUCCUGAAUUGGAUUUAUUAAUUCCAAAUACAGAGCUGAAAUUUGCUGUGUCUUGUGAUCCAUGAUGGUUGAAGUCAGGCUUGUGGGAAGGAUUCAUACUGGAGCAGGCUGAAGUGAAGCACAUGGGUUUAAACAAAUUGGAGUGGAAUUGCAAGGUUCUCUUUUGCCCCUUAGGGAAGACCUAAGGUGUAAUCUCAGCAGUAAUCUCCUCAGUUAUGCUGUUCUAUGUUUUUCUAAUAAUUAGUCUCAGCCCACUUCCGUUUUCACGCUUGUUUUUUGUUGAUUUGGGUUUUUUUAAUUGGUAUUGGUGUCAGGUAGCUUUUGCAAUUAUGAAAAGACAAGUCUCAAACUUGAAGAGAAUGACUGGUCAUUAUGAUAAAGCUGCAGCACCUUACCAUAAGUCUCUGGAAGCAGCUCAGAAUGAGUUUAUGCUGAAUCAUCCAGAAAUCAGAUCCUUGUGAAGCAAGGAGAUGGUUCAUGGAAUAGGGGCCAACAUUUAUCACUUUACCUUUGGAAAUGCUUAAAUUCCCUUUCUUUUAGACGUAUUGUACCCUGCUGCCUCUUUGAGCAGAUCAUUGGGAAAGGCUUUUAAACUUUAAGGUGACUUUCCAUCUGGGUUGUCUUUAACUGAUGGUUUUAACAAUACAGGCAAGUUUCAGCCCCUUACUGGGAUGCUGCCAGACCCCUGGAUGAGGGAAUAUCUUGUUGCUCUUGCCUCUGCCAAGCUGUUACUAGCUCCUGUUACGUCAUUUCCAGAAACUCUAACUCAGUUUUGUCCUGAAAUAAAUGAGCAUUCAUUUGUCUGUUGCUCACCCUUUCUUCUGUAAUGCCAUUUGCAAAUGGCUUUCUUUUCUUGGUGACAUUUCUGGGAACAUGCUUUUGGGCUUGCCCUGCCUUACUUUGUAUCAGUUACUCAGCUAUUGCUUCAUUUGCCUCAGUAGAAUGACUCCUGGUUUGUGCACCCAUGGAGUAAGAUCAGAAUUGUGUCUUUUGUCCAUAAAAGCAUUUGAGGAUUUCCAGUGAUUUCAAAUCCUUUGUGGAGUUUGACUACUAUUGAGAAACACAUUGUACUCUUGGGGAAAAGAUGAAAAUCAGUCAGUUAAAUCAGAAUUGAAUAAAGCAGAUGGAGUGUAAACAUAUAUAACUCUUCUUUCCUGUGAGGCAAACUGGGCAAGAUUGACACCUGUCUUCCUUCAUCUGGUACAUUUCAGCAUUUGAACAGAGCCUUGGUGUUCUGGAUUUCUUUACUUUGUUUAGUAACAACAGUUUAGAACAUGCAGGUUGUUCCUUAAUAUGUCAGCUCACAGCCCAGCAGUAUAAUCAGAAGGGUGGGUAAAUAACACUGGGAAUAGUCUGGAAGAAGACAAAACAAAGUUAUAUUCCUUUGUGGACUCUUGAAUUGAGAAGAGCUUCUGUUUCCGCACUGCCUCAUGGUCCUGCUUACUAAAAGAAUGUAAAAUGAGAAUGGGUCUAAAGAGUAGCAAAAGAAUCACUUCUUGUGUGAGGGGAGAUUAAAUGGAGUAGAUCUGUACAGCUUGAAGAGGAAUGAAUUAAGGGGAGUACGAUAAAGGUGAAUAAAAUUGUGCCUGAUGUGGAGAAAAUGAGCAGGAAUGAAUCACUGGUGGUUUUCUACAGCUUAAAGGAAACAGCAUUUCCAUGUGCAGGGUACAGUUAAGUUGUGGGGCUUUCUGCUGUAUGGGUGUGAAUGCAGAAAGUCUCUGUGCUUCCAGCAGCAGCUCCUGCUUCCAGCCUUAUCACCUGCUUAUCUCUGUGUAGUCACAUCUGUCACUUUGGAGCCACCAGCUGUCAGUUCACUCAACCCUUCACAAACACAGACCCUGAAAGUGCUGCUCAGACACCUGAGCCAAAGCCCUGCAUCAGCUUCAGGCUUCCUUUCCCUGCAGAGUUCUGGAGGCUGCCAUCCCUUGUAGACAAAUGGAGGGUAAAAUAGGAGUACCUGCUUUCUCAUGCCCAUGGUGGUCCUUCUCGAUUUUUCCUGCAAUGGGAUCCUAGAGAAGUUUAUCUUUAUUACCUCUGGUCCUAGUCUUAGACCUGCCAGGUGCAACAAGUAUACUCAGGUUUGUCUUUUCUGGCUUCCUGUUCUUCAACCCUGCUCUUGCUGGAUUCUCUCCAGUAAAGCCAAAAUCCCACCCCAGCCUCAAACCUGAGCUUUUUUUUUGCCUUUAUUGUAGCUUAUACACUUCAGGUUAAAUAGAAAUGGUAAUUUCUACUUCAAAGGUAAUUUUCAGAGAGGCAAAAUUCUGUUUCAAGUCCCUGAACAUAGUGUGGUCUCUUGGCCAGGCCUUUCAGAAGGGAAGAACACACUAGGUACAGGCAUGGAGAUGGAAUUUAAACCAUGUGAACUUGGCUCCUAUUUCCUCUCUUGGAAAGGAAUUUUGGACAAAAGUGCUAUCUAGCUAUUUCUUGCUCUCCCUUGAUUUAAGGGUCUAGUUUAUGCACAAAGAGCCCAGGCUUCAAAAUUUGCUGCUCAUCAAAACCAUUUGUUGUGAAAAUGAUAUAAUUCAGCUAAUUUCUUUUUUUUUUUUUUGUGAUGUUGAUAAUGUUAAUUGUCCAAAUUUUUAAAUUGUUCUCUGAAACCCCAAUUCUUUUGGUCGCCAGAUUUUUACAUAAGGUUAUAAAAACUGUCCAGAGAAGCAUGGCUUUGGGAAAUGUGUUUUUCCCUAGCAAAUUAUUUUUAAUGCUAAGAAAUAUGAAAGAAACAGAUGUAUUUUGGUGCUUUGGAAAUGAAAGUUCUGGAGAAUUUUAGGUUUAUGCUGCUGGGUCAGAUUGCUGUAGUAAAAAACUGUGUCCUCCUCUAUAGUUUUAAAACCAAAACCAUCUAAGUACAAUAAUCUGAUCAAUACACUUGGGUGCUACUCACCACACCUGAGUCUAUGAGUCUGAUGUUUUCCUCAGCAGACUUGAUAACAAAGGUGAAGAACAUUUUUGAUUUGUGCUUGGAGCUUAAAAAAGGAAAAAAAAAAAUAUAUAUAUGGGUUUUUUUUUGGUAACUACAAGUUGUAAUUGAAACUUCUUAAAAUGGUUUUGAUGUGUCAAACCAUCACAUAAAAAGCAUCACAAUAAUGACACAGAAAUCUAUUAUUAUUUUCCUCUUGUGGGUCUGACAGGCAGAGAUGUCUUACCAGUUCUGGUUGAUAAAUCCUUGCUUCAUUUAACUUAAUUUGUUGCACUUUUUGCUUCGCCUGUGUACUUUAGGCAGUAAUUAUCUCUGUUUCCACAGCUUCCAUUUGGAGAGCAGUAGAACAUGGAGGUAGUACCCUUUGUAGGUAGACUUAAUUUUUCUUAUCAGGUUCUUUGUAUUAUCUGGUAAUAUUGACUGUAUCAGUAAAUUGGGUUUUUCCUGUACAAGACAGAUUGUACUAUUCUGAAUCUCCAUAGGUUUUGACUUCAAAAUCCCCUUUGGGCCUUUGCAUUUUUAUCAUGAUGUAAGUUUUUUUGAUUUUUAAAAGCCUCAAGUACUAGAAGUUGUCCCACUGAGAGAAUAAAGAUCUGUCCAAAAGUCUGCCAACUGAAGGAGAACAUUGAGGGCUUCAGCCUUACUCACUGUGAUCUUUUCUAGAUGCCUUGAAUUUACCCAAGCACGAAAUUGAAAAUUAUCUUCCUGUUUACCUAUUACUGGGCUAAUUAAUUUUAAGUAAAAUUUUAAAAGUGCAGGGAUCUGUUAUUCCACAAACUGUCUCCGAUGUUGCUGUCACUGUGCUUUGUGGUGGGGUGAUAUUGAAGUACAGAGAAAAGCUUGUUCUUCCUACCUUUUACAACAAAAUACCUACAAUUUGCUGCAGUGCUUCUGCUCUUCAGUUAGUGUGUGUGUGUGCAAUUUAACUCUAGUUUCCUGAGGAAAUGUGAGACUGUGCAAUCAUAAAAGACAUUGUCAGAGCCACAGGGAAUGUGUCAGAGGACGUGACGCUGUGAUGGUUCAUGAUGCGGGCAAGGACCAGGGAAGGGCUGGAAGGGGCUGGCAGGGACCUGUGGCAGGAGCCUGAAAGGAACAGUGGGGACCUAAAGCUGGUGUGCAGUGAGUGCUCUGGAGACACAUCACCCACAGGGAUAUGGAAAAUCAGACUUUAUCAGCUCUGCUUGUCAGGGAGCAGCUUGUUUAAAUUGGAGACUUUAUGUGGGAUUUUGGACAGUUUACCAGUGGUACAGGCGGAAAAAAUUCACGUGCACAUCAGACUGAGUGUGCCACUCAUGGUGCAAUGGUUUAUUUUUUCUUAGGAAUAAAAGGGUGUCCUUCAGAGAGAUUUCUAUUCAUAUCUUUCGUGUCCUGGCAGGACAGCCCCUACUCCAGGCAGCACGACAACAAACUGCCAGAGAGCUUUUCUUUUUUCCCGUGUACAGCAGUAGCCAGGCUUUGUCAGGGAGGUCAGGCUGUCCCAGAGCUGGCUCCAGCAGCAUUCCAGGAACUGGCACACACUGGUGCUGUGGCAGCUGUUCUGCACUGAGGCUGGGCUGCUGAGACCUCAUGUGCUGUAAAAACUAAAAAGGAUAGACACAUUUUGUAAAAUUUUGGAGGGUGACACUAUGUGUCUGGUGCUUAAAACAGGUGGGAAUGAGACUGGAGGAGUCUGUAGGGUGGAAAUCCAGCUGGAAGCAGUCCACAGCCAUUCCUGACACUAGUUUGUACUGAUGAUAAAUCUUGGCUGGCACUUUUAAGUUGUUGCAAGUGCUUCUCUUUCCCUUGACCUAUCCUUGUGUGUGAACCCAGUCAGUUCACUGCAAAAUGCAUUAAUAUCUUACUAAGAAAGGUGCUUCAGUUCUGUGGGUGGGCUGUUGUAAUACCCGUGUCAUGGGGCAGAAGUUUCUGCCCUUUCCAGAAGAGGGAAUGACAGCUCACACAGAGCACACUGCAGUGAGGGUGCUCUUCCUGCCUGUCCAUCAGGAAUGGAAAUCUCUCAUCUGAUGCCCUUUUUUGUACCUUGGCUUUCUCCAUGGGUGUUGUUGGUAGAACACUGAUGAAUGUUCCCUUCCUUUUUACCCAACUUUACAUGCUUAACCAGACCUGUGGCUGGUGCUAAUUUUCACUGCUUUGUUAACUCAGGGAAAACAGUUAUAACUAUGCUUAAAAACAGAUGGCACCAGGCCUCCAGUAGAAGAGGAGGGAAGGGGAAGUGGUGGCAAAAGGCAUGUUUUGUGCCCUGGUCUCAGUGCAAAAUAGACUGUAACCUGCUACUUUUGUGAAGCAGAAAUUAAAUGGAGAACAUAAAAUUGCAUCUCAAUUUUUAUUCUAUUUAUCAGGUCAAUACUGCUAGUUUUUAUUACUGCUGAUAACUCUGCUAUUUGUUUUGCAUUGAUGGCAGAAGGGGAGAUGUCUUCAUAACAAUAGGGAUUCCUGUCUGUGCUAGUCUGUCUGCAAAUCUAUAGGUUUCGUGGCUUGAAAGCAAAUAGAAAAUAACAAGAUUACACCCUGCCUGCAUUAGCAGCCCAGGGUUGGAGCUGUACAGUAGGGUUUUCUUCAGGUGCAAAGAGGGAGUGUGUGCCUUGUUGUGGGUGUGAGAGUACCAGCAGCAUUUUGGAUCUUUGAGUGCACUGGUGAGAUCAUGGUUAUCAUAAAGGCUGUUAUCAUGAUGAGACAAUUAUUCAGCCUACGCAGUGGGAGCCUGUGAGAACUGGCUGAUUCUGAUUAGUGCUUUUUUUUUUUUUUCUCUGAAUAGUAUGUAAGUUUUUCAUUUGCUAUUCAGAAACGCAGUUCUUGUGAUGCAGUCCAAAAUUUGAUUUUCAUUGUCACUGUGUCUGUAGCCUCUGCCAAACUACACAGCUACUCAAACUGCAUUUGUACUGGAUUGUGGCCUCUAUAACUUGAAUAUUUGUUAGUCUGUCUUUAUACAGUCUGUGACUACCCUUCAGAAUAUACACUGUAACUUUAGAAAGCAGCUCUAGGCCUAAAAAUAAAUACUUUAAAUUUUUUUGCUGCUUUUAUAAGCUAUGUGAUAUAUGUUCAGAAUAGAUGCAUUAUCAAUUACUCUGAUUUCUCUAAAUAGCUGUAAUUUUAUGAAGUGGUUUUGCAAGUUAAUGCCAAAAAUGUGGCAAUUUCUCAAAAGAGUCCAUAUAAAGUCUUGAUUUUGUGUGUGCUGUAAAACGGGGCAUCUUAAUGUGUAAGGAAAAAAUGGUGCCUAGGACUCCUAGGAUUAUCAAAUGCUUUGGAUGGGGCUGGAAUGGACCUUAAAGAUCAUCUUGCUCUGGCCCUUUUCAUGGCAGGCACUGAUAUGAGGCUGGUGGGUUCCUUGUAGUUCCCUGGGUCUUCCUUUUGAAAAAUGGGGGUUCUGCUUCCCUUUUUCCAGUCAGUGGAAGCUUUACCAGCCCAUCACAAGUUCUUGAAUAUGCUGGAUAAUGCCUUAGGAAACUGAGCUGCCAGUUCCCUCAGGACCUGCAGUCGCAUCUCACCAGGUCCCGUGGAGUUGUGCUCCUUCAGGUUCCUCUGAUGGUCCAGACGAGGUCUUCUCCUGCAGGGGCAGCCCCUCAUUCUCCCAGUCCCUGCCUCUGCCUCCUGGGACUUGUGCAGUGCAGCUGGAGCAUUUGCUGGUGAAGGCUGAGGCAAAACCUUGUUGAGUACCUCAGUCUUCUCCAUGCCCUGGGUAACCUGGUUUCCUGUUUCCUUCCAGAGAAGGCCCACAUUUUCCUAAAUCUUCCUUUCAUCACCAACAUACCUAUGGAGGCUUUUCCUGUUGCACUUGAUGUUCCUGGCCAGGCUUAAUUCUAUCAGGCCUUUACAUUUCCUAACUUGAUCCCUGGCUGCUUGGACAAUUUCUCUGUAUCCUUCCUAGGCCACAGAGAACAAUUUCUCUGUAUCCUUCCAGUCCUUGCUUCCAUCCUAUCUAGAUUUCGUUUUUAUGUUUGAGUUAAUCCAGGAACUCCUUGUUCAUCCACUCAGACCUGCUGGUGUUUUUACCUGGCUUCCUCUUGUUGGAUGCAUGGCUUCUGUGCUUGGAGGAGGUGAUCCUUGAAUAUCAACCAGCUUUCCUGGGUCCUUUUUCCCUCUGGAGGCUUUGUCCCACAGUGCUCUACCAGGCAGAUCCCUGAAGAGGCCAAAGCCUCUUCUCCAAAGCUUGCUGUGCUCAUCCUCACUGGCCUAAAGAUCUUCAAGUGCAUUUUCUUUAGAGUUCAUUUAUGUGCCUGUAAUUUAGAGCAGACUUCUCAGUCUACUCUGUGGUUCUAUAUGGUUUAAUUUAAUUAAUUCCUCUUUACUUUUAGACUUAUGGAAUAAAAGUAGAUUUUUAAAAUUCUAUUUUUGAUACGUAGAGAAACACCUUUUUAAGACUUUCAAACUGGCCAGAAUAUUUCAAACCCAUCACUGUUCUCCUUUGAUUUGGAUCUUCAUUUGGAACUCUGUUUCUGAUAAUGUAAAGCAGCUAAUGGUCAUAGAUUUUUACAUUAAGAAAAUAUAUUUCUAACUGCCAACCUUACUAAAGUAUACAGCACUGAAAUCAAUAAAAUAGUUUUGUUCUGUCUCAGUGAGGCUGAAUUAAGAACAGACUUUUGGAAGCUGGGAUAGCUCUUGGUACAGUGCUCAUAGGAUGGUCACAAGCAGCACACAUGUAAGAAUGACCAAGUGGAUCCUAAUAUGUGUUUUACAAAGGAGAGUUAUAAAGUUUCCAUUCUGGUCCCUUACGUGCUGUUUCAGGGUUCCCUUAGUGUAAAAAAAAUCUCAUAGUAUCUCACCCAAAUGUGGUUGCUGCAAUUGAAACUUUCUACUCCUACUACUCUCCAUAGUAAUGGUGGAGAACAGACAAUUUUCUUCUGCUUUUUGUCAGGUUUUGAUGGACUUGAGGACUGUUGCCAUGUUCCAUCAGCUAUCUUUUCUUCAGGAAAAAAGAGGAUGUGUUUUACAGACUUCUGAUUGCUCUUGUUCUUUCCCAAAUAUUCAUAUCUUCCUGGCAGCAGGAUGGCAGAAGUCAGUCACAGUAUACCUGUGGCUUUGCAAAUACUAAAUGGGAGAGAAAGGUGAUUUCACUGUGCAGCCUGUCCCUUCUGCACUCUACUCUGCUGCUUGUCUGUUAUCCUGUGUUGAACCUGUGAGGUUUUAUACCCUGCAGACAAUGCUGAAGAACAGUCCUUACUUGUCUAGCCUGUGGAGGAAAAAAAAAACCAACCAAAAACCAACCUUCCUUAUUUUCAUUGAAAUUCAUCUGUUUUGGUUGGGUUCUUUACCCCCACACCGUUCCUCUGGUCUUACUUAUCAUUUUGGUCUAAAGUUUCACUCUUUGACAUGCACGUGCUUCUUGUAGUUUCACGUUUGCAUCGGUAAUAAACUUUUCUAAUUGCCCAAAUCAUUAAUAAAACAUUGGAGAGAAGCAAAUGCAGGACAGACUCUUGCAGAACAUCCAUCCUUUUUGACAAUGAAUGUUAAUACCUUGUUCCUGAGUUCAAUCACCAGAUCCUUCUUGGAUUAAUCUAACAAUCUUUUCAUCAACACCAUGUUCCUUGCCUUGCUUUUGAGAAUGUCAGGUACAAGUAUUGCUCUUCUCCAGUCUCCAAUGCCUGUCACCUUUACAUGAAAUAAAAUUAAUUUAAUUUUAUACAGUUUCCUCUUGACAAAUCCAGAUUGAUUGCAGUUCCUCCCAAUAACUUCCAGAUGGUGACAGAUUCAGACACAGGAGAUCUCUAAGACUGGAAGUUCGACCAGACCAGUGUACAAUUUUAUUAUCUCCUCUUUUUUUGAGUUUUCUUUCCCCACUCUGUUCUUUCAAGUUUAGUACUAAUUUGGUCUUCAACAGUGUUUUGCUAUCCUGCCUGUUUUCCAGGAAGUCUCAAAAAAAAAACCCAAAACCAAACCCAGAACAUCAAAAAACUGUAGUGGUUGGAAUUUUAUGUUAAGCCUAUAUAAUUCCCAUGUCCUAGCAUGAACUGCAUGGAGUUAUUGUUGUGUACCUUUGUUGUUAGUACUCAUUUUAGACCUCUUGGAGCUGUUCUGGCAACAGUCCUUUUAUGUUUUCUUCUGAUCUGCUUUGUGAAGUAUUGAUUAUUUAAAGUUUAGGUCCGUUAAACAUUUUAGCCAGAAUUUAUUCUAUCUUUAAAAAGGGAACAAAGCCUUUAUCCCUGAACAGAAUUUCCAUGCAACAUUCCUCCUUCUCAGCCCCUCCCCAAACUGAUUUAAAACAAAACAAAUCACAGAAACAGAAAAUUUAAAGAUUCUAAAAAAUUGAAAAAGAGUAGUUUUUAAUGUUGGUUUGCCUCCAAUCAUCUGAGUUUGCCUGAUCUGGAGGGGAAAAGGAAAAGCCAAGAGGGCUGUGAGGGGAGAGAGGCAAAUGAGCAGGGUUCAGUGCUGGCUGCUAUUUGUCUUUGCUCAGAGUGUAUGGAUAUGCAAGUCCAAAGCUAUUUAUUACUAACCACAGAUUCAGGGAAGCAUUCAGGGUUGUUUUCUGAAGAAGAGCAAUUUCAGAGUUAAAGCAAUAAAUUCUUCCCAUCUCCAGCUGACAACUUUUUCCUAGAAAUUUAGUGCCUGAAAUAGGACACAGUGUUCCAGAUGAGACCUGAGCAGAGCUGUGGAGGAGAGAGAGAUUUCUUUCCUGUGUCUUCCAGGCUGUUACUUUUGUGUUUACAUCCCCAGUGCCUAAACUUGUGUUGAUGUAUGUUGUUUGCCAUGCCAUACAAACAAAACAGCUCCCCUCCAACUUCAUCCUCUGCUGUUUGCAGUCACUCCCUCUAAAGCAGGAGGGCUACAUUCCCUCCCACCCCUGUGUAGUGUGUGUUCAGCUCACAGGCAGAUCUGGGCAGGAAUUGCCACAUUCUGUUGUUCUGAAUAGGGCACUAACAUUACCUGGGCUUUCAGGCAUCCCAUCAAUGCUCCUUUUCUGUGAUAAUUAUAAUUGUUAUACAGCUAAGUGGGUUUUUUCUUAUGCCCACUUGCUCUUGCUAGGCCAAGAAAGAGCUUGGCCUCCUAUGAAUAUUAAUAGCUUUAUGUGAAAUUUAUGAAGAAACAAAAUUUCUGACUUUAUUUAGUGGCAGUGAUUUUUAUUUAAUUUUUUAAAUAAAUUUUUCAUAGUUACCCUUCUUGCUCCAAGGGCUUCUUACAGCAGGAUUUUAGUAUCAAAGUACUAAUAGCUGGACUUUGUUGUUUUGUUUGGGGUUUUUAGGUUUUGGUUGGGUUUUUGUGGGUUUUUUUGUUUUUUUGUGGUUUUUUUGAGGUAAAAUAUACAUCUCUGUUAAGUACCCUGAGGGGGGUUUUAUAAUACUGGUUGUUAUUUUAAAGAAACUGAGAAUUUUCACAUAGAUUUCCUUCAAGCAUAACCUUGUAGAUUUUAUGACUGGCAUAUGAAUUUACUUGAGAGAAAGUGAGAAAAAUGUCAUCUGAAAAACUUGCAUUUGAUACCUUUCUGCCUCUUGUUACUGAUUGCUAAUGAUUCUGCUUUUUUGCAUUUUUUCCCCCCAUAAAAGUCAACUUACUGCUGCAUGGAGCGUGCAGAACACUUAAAGCACUAAAAUCUCACUCAGGCAGCAUGUUGAGAUUUUAAUGAUUCCAUGACUUAAUUAUGGAGACAGUCCUUUGGGAAUGAGGCAAAGAUGGUCAUUUCAACAUAGGAAAAGGAAUAAUGAAUAAUUAAAGAAUCUAAUUAAAUGAGUUUCUUAUGCUGGAGUGGGUGGGAGGUUUCUUUUUUGCUUUUAUAUUUUCAUUUCAAAUGCUUCCUAAAAGGUUAAGAAAUUGUGUGUAUACUGGGCAGGGGCUAGUGCCUUCACUGAAAAUUCUGCACUCAGUUUGGCUAAAGUGGCAAGUCUGCAAUGCAAGUCAGAGUGAGUAAAUAUGUCCUUGCUGAGGGAGCCUUGGUCCAGCACAAAAUGUGGCAGUGAUCAGGGAGAAGCUGCAGCUCUCCUCCUUGGCUUGUGUGUACCUGUUUUCCUUGUCUUGGGAAUAUUGCUUGCUAGUUGUAGAUUUUUUUGUGCAUCCAAGUAGUGCAGGGAAAUUUAAAAGGAAAAAAAAACAAAACACCAACCCUACAAACAAGCCAAAGACCCUUUUUUCUUCCUUUCUUAUAAUUUCUGUGCUUUUGCACCACAGAAGUUCAACAAAAAAGUUAUACAGCUGGAAGUCUUGGGGCAAGUGGGAAAUGCUGGCAGCUUCAAAGAGCCUUUCCUGCGACCUUUGCAGAUGGGUCCUUUGUUACACUUGCUCAGCAACUUUUUAUUUCAAAAUAAAACAAGUAAGCUGCUCGUAAUGUGCAGAGCUUGACAACAGGAAAAUAUGCGGGCACUGGGUCACUCAGUGCACUCCCUACUGUUGGCAGUGGGUGGGGGGAAUAACCCGUUUCAGAAGGUGAUGAAGUGCUGCCUUUGUCCAAAGUUAAAAGUGCUUUUCCUUUUGGGGCUGUGUCGUGGUAGGGAAGGUUAAAUGAUAUUUUCAUGAUCGCAGUAUCUUGCUAAAGCAGAGAGGCCCCCUACCCUGGAUACACAUUGUGCAGUCAUUUAUGGAAAAGCUCACUUGCCUUCUAGCCUAAAGUAUAUAGUUCUGACUCAAACAUAACAGAAAUCAAAGAAUACUAAUUAAAGGGUACUGGGAAAUUAUCUACUAACUACAGCAAAGGUGUUGCAUCUAUUUGUGACUGAUGCCAUCCCCCUCUGUUUGCUAGCUUCAUUUGCCGAAGCACAUUCCCUUCCUGGCACCUUUGCAGGUGCUGCAGUGGUUUUUAAUAAAAGCUUUUUGUGCAGCUUUUAUUAUCAUGAGACUGCUACUGCUCCAAAAAAGAGACAGCAGGCGGGGGGACUUGAUGCUGAGAAACUUGAAAUACCACAAAGACAUUUUCUGCUGCUGUUUUGGGUUAUUUUUAAACCACUCUGAGACAGGGAGUUUUCCAUCUGAGAUGAGCAGGGAAUAAUUCAUCUUGUGUCUGUUUGGGGACUGGAUGACCUGGCAGAGGAGCUUCUGAGAGCCGCCUCCUUGAUACCUGCUCUCCUUAUAUUGGAGGAAACCCCAGCUCGGGCUCAGUGUUCGCUGGAUGUGUGAGCAGAUUGCUUUCAUGUGUUGGAGCAGAAGUUAACAGAUGCAGCAGUGAUUAAUUGACCACUCAGGGUGAAGUUUGUAGCUGAAUCAUAAAAUCCUGAUGAAUGGCAUUUUGUGUUUCUUUUUUUGGAGCUCACCAGGAUGGGAUUGAUCCUCCUAUCAUAUCACAGUGUUCAAGUUCUGCGUGUGGGAGUGCAAAACUGAUAGCAAACCUGCUUUUGCACUUAUUCCUAUAUAUACAGGGGUAGCUUUUCCUGUCUCUGUUGGUGUCAUUUGCAGACACAUCUAACUAAAUUUCCAGAUCAAAACUCAGUUUGGUUCCCUGUAGCACCAUUCCACUGACCUCCUGGUCACCCUGCUGUGGCUUGCAGUACCUAGGAGAUCAUGGUGAACUGGGCAGAGAGAAAUGUUGAAAGUAGGAGGUUAAUACUCUGAAGUUAAUAUUCUGAAAAUACAGUUUCAGAACACCAUUGAGUAGUUCCAAGUGAGGAUUGAAAAUUAUGUCACUGUGACCUAGUGUCAGUUUGGGCUAUAAGUUCUGCCCCUUAAGAUGUGUGAAACCAGCUUAAUGCCAUUUCCUAGUGAUCUCUGUCAGCCUCCCUAAAACACUGACACUCUGCAUGAGAGUUUCAGUCCAGGCUGUAGUGUGGUGUUUGAAUUGCAGGGAAAAAAGGUAGAGAAAUGAUUUUUUAAGAGUGCGUGCUUGUUGCACUUUCACUGGUUCCCUAUAAAUAUAGGGUUUUAGCAAUAUUAUUCUUGGCAGAGGACAAAUGGGAAGAAAGUUUUUGGUGUGUUUGCUCUGCAACCAUUUAGAGGUUUAUAUAUAAUGUACAAAACUCUUACCAGUGUUUCUUGCAUUGGAUAAAUUUCCUGGGCUGCUCAGCAGUUCCAUCCACCAACCCCCACAAAAUCCGUCUUGCAAUUAGUGUGCCUCUAUAAAUAAGAUACAUCAGUACCUUUUCCUUAGUUGGUCGUGAGUCAGAGAUGAAACUCUUUACACCAUCUUCGCAGAAGAGUUACUAUUCAUUUGUCACUGUGAGCUCCCUUCCUCGGUGUAGGCCUCAAACAAAAUCACCCAGUUUUGAAGGUCAGGGUUGGUGAUCUCCAGUCCUGGGUGCUCUUCAGUCUGAAGUCCUUUCUCCUCUGCUGGUGCAUGAGCACCUUCUUCCCCUCUCCCAAUUUGUUUAUAGGAGGAUUCAUCAUGCUUGCAUGGUGGUCUGGGACAGCUGAAGAUUUAUUUUCCCAUUUCCCCUGCCCCGAACCCAUGGGCUGAGGGAGCCUUGAGUCAGCUUUUGAGCUGUCCAGUUUUACCAUGCAAGUCUUCAGGGCAAGCAAGUACCUGUAGUAGUUUUCUUUAAAAGUCAUGCCUCCAGCCUGAAGUUAAAAUUCACAAACUUGUCAGCCAUCCUCAUACUCCAAGUAAGCUGGACCACAGGAGGUGUAAUUUCAUCAGUUUUGCCAAAAUGUGUCAUCCUUGCACAGAGAAAUAGUAAUUUUGCACUUCAUUCUACGAGCUUAGAAGAGGGUGCUGCUUUGAUCUUGUUUCAGUUCAGAAGGCAGGUGAUGUGUCUGGGGAGGGCUUAGUGAAAAGCAUAUUCCAUUAUUGUUUUCUGUGUGGGUGUUUUGGGGUGGUUUUUUGAGGGGUUUUGGGGUGGUUUGGUUUAGUUUUGGGUUUUUUUAUGGUUUGUUUGGCUGUGGGUUUUUGUUUGUUUGCUUGUUUUUGUUUUACAAUUGUUACAAUUUCUAGUUAAAUUUCCAGUAGGAAAUUUAAGAAGGGUCAUUUAAGAAGUACUAAGCCUCUGGCCUUUAUCACUGCAUCCCUGAAUUAGUUUCAUUUCCAAAGCAUUUUUAAGCUCUUGUGCCCUAAAGAAGUCAAAUAAGAAACAGAACAUAAUUCAGUACCAUUCCAAAUUUUUAUACUGUAAAUUCAAAGGAAGUAAGGGGUUAGCACUGUAAACAUGGUGUACAAAAUGCAAUUUAAGUAUUUUCCUGAUUUUUAGUGUAGUGCAUACAUCCCUUUCUGACUGUCAAGUUUCCUCUUUUUUAUUUGGGAUUGGUAUUGUCAAAAUAGAAUUCUGCUAGAAGAAGCAGGUGGUGGGAGAAACUCAAUGCAACACAAAAGAGCCAAACAAGCUUUAGCCUUUCUUCUUUUCCAUUCAUUUGCUGCUUAAUGACCUUGAUCUUCUGCAUGUUUGGAGACGGGUCCGUCCUACCCUGGACAUCGAAUGUGAGAAAAGGAGCUAAAAAGUAUAACUAGAUGCUAAAUAAGCUUUUAGUCUUGUUUGGUUUUGUUUGUUUGAUUUGGAGACACAAGGCCUGCUAGUCUAACUAAUGAGCAGAUGAAUCAAAAGACUCAUGAGAAUGGGUUAACCAUAAAAAACUUUUUCACAAUUUUUUUAAUAUCUUUUGCCUAGUCUUCUCACCAAAUGUUACUUUCAUUAAUUGUUUUGGUUUUUUGUUUGUUUGUUUGUUUUUUAUUUCUAGUAGGUCUUGUUCUUCUUUUGUUUUUCUCAUUUCCAUUGCUUUGCAUUGAUUACUCAACGUAAUCCAAAACAGGGCAAUAGUGGCAUUUGUUCUGUACCAGAAAACUCAGAAAUUAGGAAUAUAAGAGUAGCCUAAUAAGAAUUGGGUUUACUUCUCUCCAUGUGUUUUCCUUUCCUUUGCUCUCUGCUAUUUCUAGUCCACCUAUAAUGCUCUUUUCAUCUUUGGGGAAAUGUAACAUACUUUGUUUGCUGGUAGAAGCUGUCAGAGUGACCACCUAGCAUUGUGUGUGAUUAGAAGCCUUUUUGGAUCCAUAGUGAUCUGAGGAGUGUGAAUGUUGAAUGUUUCUGUGGUGUUCCAUCUUACCUAAAACCCCUAAGAUUUUCAUAAAUCUGUUUUUUGGCAUUUUCUCAGUAAGCUAAUCUUUUCAUAAGUGUCUCAUCUUUUUUUUUUUUUUUUCCUUAGUGCUGUCUAACUUGUUUUUAAAAAACUGUAAAAAUGAUAGUGCUAUCUUCACUCUAUAAGCUGCUGACCAAUUAAUGAAUUUACACAAGUAAUUAGAUUGUGAACACCUUUUCCUCCUAUAAUUUUUUGUGGUUUUUUUUUUCCAAAUCCAUCUCAAUGUUAUAUGCCAAUGCUGUUUUGCAGUCUCUUCAAUCUAGUUUUAGCAGUGGGACUAGCAUCUUAAACUAAACCAAAUGGCACACUUUCCAGUUGAUAAAAUCACUUCCUGACAUUAUUUUGUGACUUUGUGAGUAGAUGAAGCUAAGUAGACAUUAUCCUUGUGCUAACAGAAAGUGUAAAUUUCCCAUUGUUCAAGUAAGAUACAGUUUAUCAUUCUUUAUCAGGACCCUAUGGAUUGUGCUGAAACACUCAUUGGCAUUUCAUUAACUCUGUAAUUAAGGGUGAAAUCAAAUAGCUUAAUUAUUUUACUGAAGUCUGAAAAGAAGCACUUAAUGAAGAUUUCCAGUACCCAAUUCCCUUGAAGUGAGUUAUGACACAUCUGGCAUGAAAACCUUCACACUUCACCCAGCUUUCAUCUGGCAGUGCCCUGUUACCUUCCAGUGAAUGGUGCCACUUCACCAUUUCCCCAAAAGCAGGAGUUGUACAUACACAGUUGCUUUUCCACAGGAGUCUGAGUCUUUUGCUCACACUUUUCUUGUAACCUCCUUUCUGUUGGAGGCUAUCCCAGCCUACAAGUUAUAAGGGAUCUUUCUUUUCUUAUGUUGAUUUUUUUUAAUCAUAGCUAAAAGAUAAUUUCUCAGAACCAUAGCUUGAAAAGGCAUUUUUCUCUUUCUGAAAUCUAAUUCUGGAGGAGUUUGGACUCUGUAGUUCAAGCAGGGAUUGUAAUCCACAUAAUAAAAACAUCUGCAUGUUAUGUCCAAUUGAUUAAUUAGCUGAAAAGAUCCUUGGGAUGAAGCAGUCUUGGCUGACAGAUAAAAUCCUCCAAUUUAUGCAUAUCUCAAGGGAUUGGGUGAGUUCACUUAUUAUCCUCAUUUCUUAGCAUUUUUUUCUCAUUAAUAAAAGCUUGGGCUGCUUUCUACCUGCAUAGAACUCAACCUGUGCGUAGGGUGGCACUUGGGCAUUGAAGUUGGAUGUGUGCAUGUUGUUCUCUGUGCCAGCAUUUUUAAAAGUGUGCUUCAAGUAUUUUAAACACCUAACACUUGAUAAUGCAUUAUUUGUAUUUUCAUUUAAUGAGGUUAUUUAGGCAUAAAUUACAGGCUUGUAUGGUUAAAAGGCUUAUAGGACGUCACAGGAUUAGCCAGCAAGCGGUGAAUGACAGCAGCAUUCACUUCAGCUGUGGCUCAAAUAAAGUUGGUUUCCUAAGGCAAAGACUCAUGAGUCUUUCAAAUCCAGAUGGAAAUAUGCUGGGAAUAAGAGGGAUCCAACUCUAUUGAAUUUUGUUGAAACCACUUUCAGUUCUGGUUCUGCUGUAUUUUCUAAGCACUUCCAUGCUAAUAACUGCAUCCUGUCAGACAGGGGAACUAAUGUCAACUUUAUUUUACAAAGAUCUGAACUUUCAAGAGGAUAACUGCCAAGGUCAUGCAGGCAGCUUGUAGGCUAGAAAUUAAACUUUUGUGUGCCUUUUCUUUGCCUUUUUUAUUUUUUUGAUAGGGACAAUGCAGGCUUCCAUUUUCCACCAAAUCUUGAGAUCACUGUCGUUGUUGAUGUACUUUCUUCAGCCCCCAUGAAUCAGCAGCCUGGCCAGCUCCUCUCUCUGGUAGGGCUCUGGUAGUGCCAGAGCAGAGUCCCCUCACUGCUGCCCUGGGCUUCCUUGAAGAGCUGGGCCAAAUCCAAAAUCCAGGUGCCUGCCUGAGCGUGGCUUUUGACAGCUUGCAGUGGUGCCCUGCAGUUCAAAGCAUGCUCUGGGCAUCCUUGGGGUGUACUCUUUGUAUCUUUAGGGACGUGUUUAUUCAGGUCUCUAUAGAACAUAGAGAAGUGGGAGUUGACUGCUUCUGGUUCCAAUCUAGGCAUUGCCCAAGUGCAGCUUUCCUCUUCCCACAGCUUUCCAAAGGCAGCAUUUUGGGAGGCUUCAGAAGUCUUUCAGUGGUGGAGGGGGAGUGUGGAGAGUCACAUGGUGGUGUGUCGCUACAGGAGCUUUGCAUGCACACAGAAAACCUGGUUUUACUGCACCAGGAAGAAAAAUCCCUAAGGUCACACAGCUGUGGCCUCCAUCCUGGAGCAUUUCUUAAGAAUCACUCCAAAAUAAACAACUUUUUAAACCUGGUUUGUUGGCUUGUGAACAGGAGACAAACAGUGCACUGUGUGCUGCCCUUUGGACAACAUAUGAUGUGUUCAAAGUAGUUUCUGUUUUGGAGACUUAAAAGAUUAUUUUUCUUUUAGCCAUGUUAUGUGAAAACUAAAGCAUGGGGCUUGCUGGGCCUCAGCAACCAGAAUUCAAGAAAUGUCUUUCAAGUUCGGGGGAAGAAUAUUCACAAAUGUGUGAGACAUCUUGGGAUUUUAUGCUGCCCUGAGAAGAUUCAGCGUGAUUUGGCUAAUUGCUCUUCAAAUUUAAAUUUAACUUAAUUUUUACAAAAGAUUCUGUUUUUUUCUUUCUGGAAAGAAAUGCUAAUACCAUCUAAAAUACACUGGUUUUGCUCAGAGAGACUUUUAGGUUUUAUCUGAAAGAAAUCAGACUCCUUUAAAACACUGAUCUUCAUUACAGUGAAGCAUGCUGCUAGGAAUACUGGGAAAGGUUAAAAACAGCAGUCUUGAGGCAAACUGCUGAUUGUUCAUAUUUGUGCAGAAAAAAAUAUGGUUCCUUAUUUACUAGAUGCUUGCUCUGUGUUCAUCCUAGUAAAAGAUCCUCCUGCAGGCCUUAAUACUGCUGCUAUUUUACCUCCCCUAAUGAAUAUUCAAAAGCUGCAGUCAUUGAGGACUCAGGUGGCAAAAAUAGUAAGAUGAUUGAAGCAAGCCUUGACAUAAAAGCCUAAAAGUACAUUUCCAACUACAUGGAAAUAAUGCCGAUUUCCCUUUCUGACCACGUAAAUGAACAGUGCCAGAAAAUCUCCCAUGAAUUAAAUGCCUGUUUCACACACCAGUGUGAUUGCAUCUUUCUCUCUGUAUGAUGUGUUGUAAUAAGUAUGUUUAAAAAAAAAAAAGAAGAAAAAAAUACAACAGGGCUUUCUGUAAUCCUCUGUCACAAAAUGUAUUGGAAUUGAAAAAUCGGUAUAAAGGACACACUGUUAAGAUAUGGCAAUGCAUGCAUUGUUUUCUACAUAAUGCAGUCAGAGUCUCCAUGGUAAAAAGAAAUUUUUAUUUUAUUUUUUUUGUCACCAUCAGCAGUUAACCUAAAGUAGGAGCUGCUCCAUUUCAUUAUAGGUUAAAUGGCUUACUAUACAAAACUAGCUGAGAGACGUACAGUGCUAACACUGCAUUUUUUUAGUAGGUUUUAAAAACGUGCUUGAAGAUCAGUGAAGAAAAAACAAUGCAGCAUAUGUUAUUGUUCUGGAAUUUUUUUAAUAGAAAGCGCUCCUUUCCAGCAUUCCCCCUUCAGUGGAGUCACUUAGACACUUCCAGCUGGUGGCAGGGGAUACAGCCAUAAUACAGCUUUCUCUGUCCCAGCUGUCUUUUUCAUUACGUUAAAUGCAUUACGAUGGCUGCACUGCUUUGCAAAGGCUCAGGUGCAGAAAGGUAUAGGAAGAAAUCUGCAACUAUGUGUUUUUGUAGUGACUGCAAGCUUCUGCGAGAUCUCUGAAUCCUGAAUGUGUUCCUGGCUCUGGUCACAGAUCUCCUUCCAAUCACUGGAACAUUUGCUGUAAGGGCUGGCUAAAGGUGCCCGAGGAAAUCACCUUUUACAAGGGAGCAUUGUUGUAAAGGAUUUUUAAUGCAUUAUGGCUCACGCAGCAUCACAGUUAAAGAAAAACAGGGAUUUAGAAAUAAAUGCUGAGGAAGAAACUGAGAAAAAAAGAAAACACAGGAAAAGAUCCCGGGAUCGGAAGAAAAAGUCUGACACAAAUGCAAGUUACCUGAGAGCAGCUCGAGCUGGCAACUUGGAAAAGGCUCUUGACUACUUAAAAAAUGGAGUGGACAUCAACAUCUCAAAUCAGAAUGGGUUGAAUGCUCUCCAUCUUGCUUCCAAAGAAGGGCACGUAGAAGUUGUCUCUGAGCUGAUCCAGCGAGGUGCCAGUGUGGAUGCAGCCACAAAGAAAGGAAACACAGCACUGCACAUAGCAUCCCUCGCUGGACAAGCAGAAGUCGUCAAAGUGUUGGUUACAAAUCGGGCCAAUGUCAAUGCACAGUCUCAGAAUGGCUUCACUCCAUUGUACAUGGCAGCCCAAGAAAACCACCUGGAGGUUGUUAAGUUUCUUCUUGACAAUGGUGCCAGUCAAAGCCUUGCCACAGAGGAUGGUUUCACACCUUUGGCAGUAGCUUUGCAGCAAGGCCAUGACCAGGUGGUUUCCCUGCUGCUGGAAAAUGACACCAAGGGGAAGGUUCGCCUGCCCGCCCUUCACAUCGCGGCUCGCAAGGACGACACCAAGGCGGCGGCUCUGCUCCUGCAGAACGACCACAACGCUGAUGUGGAGUCGAAGAGUGGGUUCACUCCCCUCCACAUAGCUGCUCACUAUGGGAAUAUCAAUGUAGCCACGUUGCUGUUGAACCGGGGUGCUGCCGUGGACUUCACUGCAAGGAAUGACAUCACACCGUUGCACGUUGCAUCAAAAAGGGGAAACGCAAAUAUGGUCAAACUCCUACUUGAUCGAGGAGCUAAAAUUGAUGCCAAAACAAGGGAUGGGCUGACCCCCCUCCACUGUGGAGCAAGAAGUGGCCAUGAACAGGUUGUAGAAAUGCUGCUGGAUCGUGGUGCCCCUAUUCUUUCCAAAACCAAGAAUGGUUUGUCUCCGUUGCACAUGGCAACGCAAGGGGAUCAUCUAAACUGUGUUCAGCUCCUGAUUCAGCACAACGUGCCUGUGGACGACGUCACCAAUGACUACCUGACUGCGCUGCAUGUUGCCGCCCACUGUGGCCACUACAAAGUCGCCAAGGUUCUCUUGGACAAGAAAGCUAAUCCUAAUGCCAAAGCACUGAAUGGUUUCACACCUCUUCACAUUGCCUGCAAGAAGAACAGAAUAAAAGUAAUGGAACUUCUUCUAAAGCACGGUGCAUCAAUUCAAGCUGUAACUGAGUCGGGCCUAACUCCAAUCCAUGUUGCUGCCUUCAUGGGACAUGUAAAUAUUGUAUCACAGCUAAUGCAUCAUGGAGCAUCCCCCAACACUACCAAUGUGAGAGGAGAGACAGCGCUGCACAUGGCAGCCAGAGCUGGCCAGACUGAGGUCGUCCGGUACCUGGUGCAAAACGGAGCCCAGGUGGAGGCCAAAGCCAAGGAUGACCAAACACCGCUGCACAUUUCUGCCCGCCUGGGGAAGGCAGACAUUGUGCAGCAGCUGCUGCAGCAGGGAGCGUCUCCCAAUGCAGCCACCACAUCAGGCUACACGCCCCUGCACCUUUCUGCUCGGGAAGGGCACGAAGACGUAGCUUCUGUUCUUUUGGAUCAUGGUGCAUCUCUGUCUAUCAUCACCAAGAAAGGAUUUACUCCACUACAUGUGGCUGCAAAGUACGGGAAAAUUGAGGUAGCCAACCUCCUGCUUCAGAAGAAUGCAUCUCCUGAUGCUUCUGGAAAGAGCGGUUUAACACCACUGCAUGUAGCUGCACACUACGAUAAUCAAAAAGUGGCCCUCCUCCUGUUGGACCAGGGAGCUUCACCUCAUGCCUCUGCCAAGAAUGGCUACACACCCCUGCACAUAGCUGCCAAGAAGAACCAGAUGGACAUAGCAACCACCCUGCUGGAGUACGGCGCCGACGCCAACGCCGUCACCAGGCAGGGCAUCGCCCCGCUGCACCUCGCCUCCCAGGACGGCCACGUGGACAUGGUGUCACUGCUGCUCUCCAGAAAUGCCAAUGUCAACCUCAGCAACAAGAGUGGACUGACGCCCCUCCACCUGGCUGCCCAAGAGGACAGGGUCAAUGUAGCAGAGGUUCUGGUUAACCAGGGAGCUGCUGUUGAUGCACAGACAAAGAUGGGAUACACUCCUUUGCACGUUGGCUGCCACUACGGAAACAUAAAAAUCGUGAACUUCCUUCUGCAGCAUUCUGCAAAAGUCAACGCCAAAACGAAGAACGGGUACACGCCGCUGCACCAGGCGGCACAGCAGGGGCACACCCACAUCAUCAACGUCCUGCUCCAGCACGGCGCCGCGCCCAACGAGCUCACUGUGAAUGGAAACACUGCCCUCGCCAUUGCUAAGCGACUUGGCUACAUUUCAGUUGUUGACACGCUGAAGGUGGUGACAGAGGAGACCAUGACUACAAUUACUGUUACAGAAAAGCACAAAAUGAAUGUCCCAGAAACCAUGAAUGAAGUUCUUGAUAUGUCUGAUGAUGAAGUUCGUAAAGCCAAUGCCCCUGAAAUACUCAGUGAUGCUGAAUAUUUGUCAGAUGUUGAAGAAGGUGAGGAUGCAAUGACAGGCGAUACAGACAAAUACCUCGGACCCCAGGAUCUGAAAGAGCUGGGAGAUGAUUCUCUGCCUGCUGAAGGAUACAUGGGCUUCAGCCUGGGAGCCCGCUCCGCCAGUCCAAAAGUCAGUUCGGAUAGGUCCUACACGCUGAACAGGAGCUCCUAUGCCCGAGACAGCAUGAUGAUUGAGGAGCUGCUGGUGCCAGCCAAGGACCAGCACCUGACGUUUCAAAGGGAGUUUGAUUCUGAUUCUCUCAGGCACUAUAGCUGGGCUCCAGACACCUUGGACAAUGUUAACCUUGUUUCCAGUCCCAUCCAUUCUGGCUAUUCCUCUCCACUCCCCCAGUAUGAUUCAAGUUUCCUGGUUAGCUUCAUGGUGGACGCACGCGGGGGUUCCAUGAGGGGCAGUCGGCACCAUGGCAUGCGGAUCAUCAUCCCGCCGCGGAAGUGCACGGCGCCCACGCGCAUCACCUGCCGCCUGGUCAAGAGGCACAAGCUGGCCAGCCCACCGCCCAUGGUUGAAGGAGAAGGAUUGGCAAGCCGGCUUGUAGAAAUGGGGCCAGCAGGGGCCCAGUUCUUAGGCCCUGUCAUAGUGGAAAUCCCACAUUUUGGAUCAAUGCGAGGCAAGGAACGAGAGCUGAUCGUACUCCGGAGUGAGAACGGUGAAACGUGGAAGGAGCACCAGUAUGACAGCAAACAUGAAGACUUAACUGAAAUACUUAAUGGCAUGGAUGAAGAGCUGGACAGCGUGGAGGAGCUGGAGAAGAAGCGGAUCUGCAGGAUCGUCACCAAGGAUUUCCCCCAGUACUUCGCCGUGGUGUCCCGGAUCAAGCAGGAGAGCAACCAGAUCGGGCCCGAGGGCGGGGUGCUGAGCAGCACCACGGUGCCACGAGUCCAGGCCUCCUUCCCCGAGGGGGCUCUGACCAAGAGGAUCCGCGUGGGGCUCCAGGCUCAACCAGUUCCAGAAGAGAUUGUCAAAAAAAUCCUUGGAAACAAAGCAACAUUCAGUCCCAUUGUCACUGUGGAGCCAAGAAGAAGGAAAUUCCAUAAGCCAAUAACCAUGACAAUUCCUGUGCCACCUCCAUCAGGAGAAGGAGUAACCAAUGGGUACAAAGGAGACACGACCCCCAGCCUUCGACUCCUAUGUAGCAUUACAGGAGGCACUUCGCCUGCGCAGUGGGAGGAUAUCACGGGCACCACGCCGCUGACAUUUUCCAACGACUGUGUCUCCUUCACCACCAAUGUUUCUGCCAGAUUUUGGCUCGCAGACUGCCACCAAGUACUAGAGACUGUUGGGCUGGCAACACAGCUUUAUAGAGAAUUAAUAUGCGUUCCUUAUAUGGCAAAGUUUGUGAUAUUUGCCAAAAUGAAUGACCCCGUGGAAUCCAAUUUGCGCUGCUUCUGCAUGACUGACGACAAAGUGGACAAAACUUUGGAGCAACAAGAGAACUUUGAGGAAGUCGCCAGAAGCAAAGACAUUGAGGUUCUUGAAGGAAAACCUAUUUAUGUUGAUUGCUAUGGAAAUCUGGCCCCUUUGACUAAAGGAGGACAGCAGCUUGUUUUUAAUUUUUAUGCUUUCAAAGAAAAUAGACUGCCAUUUUCUAUCAAGGUAAGAGACACCAGCCAGGAACCCUGUGGUCGAUUAUCAUUUUUGAAAGAACCAAAGACUACAAAAGGACUGCCACAAACAGCUGUUUGCAACUUGAAUAUCACUCUGCCAGCACACAAAAAGGAAACAGAGUCAGAUCAAGAUGAUGAGACGGAGAAAGCUGACCGGCGCCAGAACUUCGUCUCCCUUGCUUUACGUAAGCGCUACAGCUAUCUGACUGAGCCUGGAAUGAAAACAGUUGAACGGAGUGCAGGAGCAACAAGAUCCCUACCUGCUACUUACUCAUACAAGCCAUUCUUUUCAACACGGCCAUAUCAGUCAUGGACAACAGCUCCAAUUACAGUGCCUGGGCAAACCAAGUCAGGCUUCACUUCCUUAUCAAGCUCUUCCUCUAACACUCCUACAGCUUCCCCAUUAAAAUCAAUAUGGUCUGUUUCUUCUACUUCUCCAAUCAAAUCCACAUUAGGAGCUUCUACCACGUCUUCAGUUAAAUCUGUUAGUGAUGUAGCAUCUCCGAUUAGAUCGUUUCGGACAAUCUCUUCGCCAAUAAAAACUGUGGUCUCUCAGCCUCCCUACAACAUGCAGGUUACUUCAGGCUCUUUCAUCAGAGCUCCCGCAGUCACAGAAGCUGCCAGUCUCAAAGGGCUGGCCUCCACUACCACAUUCCCCUCUCGGACAUCUCCAGUGACUACAGCAGGAUCUCUCUUGGAGAGAUCAUCCAUAACCAUGACGCCUCCAGCAUCCCCCAAAUCCAACAUUAACAUGUACUCUUCGAGCUUGCCACUUAAAUCGGUCAUCACAUCAGCAUCUUCACUUUUAUCGUCCCCUCUAAAGUCAGUGGUGUCACCUGCUAAGUCAGCAGUUGAUGCUGUUUCAUCCACUAAAGUCAUGAUGGCCUCGUCUCUCUCGUCGCCAGCAAAACAUGUAGCUGGGCACACAGAUGUACCAUUGCUCAAUGGGUCUGUGUCACCUCUGAAAUACCCAUCUUCUGCCAGCUUAAUAAAUGGAUCCAAAGCUGCAGGUGUUUUUCAAGACAAGAUCUCUGCAGCUGCACAUUCUGCAACUUGUGCUGCUAACGCAGUUGCUGACACGGCUGAGAGAGUGUUUUCAACAGCUACAACAAUGUCAUUUUCUCCACUCAGGUCAUUUGUGUCUUCAGCACCAUCAGCUUUCCAGUCAAUGAGAACUCCUCCUGCAGGUGCUUUGUACACAGCCCUUGGGUCAAUAUCUGCAACUACCUCAUCAGUAACUUCAUCAACAAUAACAGUGCCAGUAUAUUCUGUAGUCAAUGUUUUGUCUGAACCAGCAUUAAAGAAGCUCCCAGAGUCGUCUUCACUUACAAAAUCAGCCGCUGCGUUACUGUCACCUAUUAAAACAUUGACUACAGAGGCGCGCACGCAGCCUACCUUCACUCGAACUUCAUCUCCAAUAAAAUCAUCCUUGUUUUUAGCACCCUCUGCUCUCAAAUUGUCCACACCAUCUUCCUUAUCCUCCAGUCAGGAGAUACUGAAAGAUGUUGCUGAAAUGAAAGAGGAUCUGAUAAGAAUGACUGCAAUAUUGCAGACAGAUGUCGCAGAGGACAAGCCGUUCCAACCUGACAUACCGAAAGAGGGUAGAAUUGAUGAUGAAGAGCCCUUUAAAAUUGUUGAGAAAGUAAAAGAGGACUUAGUAAAAGUUAGUGAGAUUCUGAAAAAGGAUGUGUGUUUAGAAAGUAAAGGGUCGGCUAAAGUACCCAAAAGUGACCAAGGACACCUGUCUGAGGAUGACUGGGUAGAGUUCAGUACAGAGGAGAUUGAUGAAGCGAGACAGCAAGCUUUGACAAGCCCUCCUAUAUCUGUUCCAGAGAAGGUCCAAAUUAAAACUAAAACCAUGUCGGAAAAGGAUUAUAGCUUGUCAAAAGUUAUUGAUUACUUAGCGAAUGAUAUCGGUAGCAGUUCAUUAACAAACAUAAAGUACAAGUUUGAAGAGGGGAAAAAAGAAGGUGAAGAGAGACAAAAGCGCAUUUUAAAACCAGCUAUCGCUUUGCAGGAACAUAAACUUAAAAUGCCUCCUGCCUCCAUGAGGCCUUCAACAUCGGAAAAGGAGUUAUGUAAAAUUGCAGACUCCUUUUUUGGAACAGACACUAUUUUAGAGUCUCCAGAUGACUUUUCUCAACAUGAUCAAGAUAAAAGUCCCUUGUCUGACAGUGGCUUUGAAACGAGGAGCGAAAAGACACCUUCUGCCCCACAAAGUGCUGAAAGCACAGGGCCAAAACCACUUUUCCACGAUGUGCCCAUCCCUCCCGUCAUUACAGAAACAAGAACUGAAGUCGUUCACGUCAUCCGCAGCUACGAACCAUCGUCGGAAGAUAUUCCAGAGCAGAAGGCAGAGGAGCUACCAGCCUCAAAACCUUCCCCUACAUUUAUGGAGCUGGAGCAAAAACCUUCUGGGUCCAUUAAAGAGAAGGUUAAAGCUUUUCAAAUGAAAGCUAGUGGCAGUGAAGAGGACGACCAUAAGUGUGUCCUUAGUAAAGGUGUCCGAGUAAAAGAAGAAACUCAUAUCACUACAACAACUAGGAUGGUUUAUCAUAAACCUCCAUGCACAGAAAGUUCCUCUGAAAGAAUUGAGGAAACAAUGUCUGUUCAUGACAUAAUGAAAGCCUUUCAGUCUGGACGUGACCCUUCCAAAGAACUGGCAGGUCUGUUUGAACAUAAAUCAUCAGUAACGUCCGAUGUCAGCAAGUCUGCUGAAACUUCACCACAACAUGCAGAGAAGGACAGCAAAAUGAAACCCAAACUGGAGCGAAUAAUAGAGGUCCAUAUUGAACAAGGUAAUCAGGCUGAACCUACUGAAGUCAUUAUUAGAGAAACAAAAAAGCAUCCAGAAAAAGAAAUGUAUGUAUAUCAGAAAGACUUACCUCGGGGAGAUAUUAACUUAAAAGAGUUGGAAAAACGUGAUGCUUUUCCUUGUUCAGACGAACAAGGUCAGCAAGAAGAAGAGGAGCUCACGGCCGAAGAGUCACUUCCUUCUUAUCUGGAAUCCUCUAGAGUUAACACUCCCGUGUCCCAGGAAGAAGACAGUCGCCCUAGUUCUGCUCAACUCAUGUCUGAUGACUCUUACAAAACACUGAAGCUUUUGAGUCAGCACUCAAUAGAAUACCAUGAUGAUGAGUUGUCAGAACUAAGAGGGGAGUCUUACAGGUUUGCUGAGAAAAUGCUUCUUUCAGAAAAGCUAGAUGUGUCUCAUUCUGAUACUGAGGAGUCAGUUACUGACCAUGCUCUACCCCUUAGUGCAGAGUUACAGGGGACUGAUAAACGAUGCAGAGAAAAAGUAGCUACUGCCCCCAAAAAAGAGAUUCUCUCCAAAAUCUAUAAAGAUGUAUCUGAAAAUGGUGUAGGUAAAAUGUCUAAGGAGGAUCAUUAUGAUAAAGUGACAGUGUUACACUACACUGGAGAUGUUAGUAGUCACAAACAUGCAAUGUGGAUGCGCUUUACUGAGGACAGAUUAGACAGAGGUAGAGAAAAGUUGAUAUAUGAAGACAGGGUGGACAGGACUGUUAAAGAGGCAGAAGAAAAACUGACUGAAGUAUCCCAGUUUUUUCGGGAUAAAACAGAGAAGUUGAAUGAUGAGCUACAGUCUCCAGAGAAAAAGCAGCAUAAAAAAAAUGGCAAGGAAAUACAUUCUAGCCAGAGCUCUGCCAGCAGCAGCCCCGAGAAAGUUCUGCUCUCUGAAUUGCCAUCAUCUGGGGAUGAAUGGAGUAAGGUGAAGCAGUAUGCCCAUGAUGGGAAGUGCUUUCCCAAGGUGGAUGAAAGGAAAGCAUCCAGUUUGCCCAGCAGUCCUGAAAAAAGGAUAUAUGUGCAACCUGCAGAGGACUCUAAACGAACUAUGGAACACAAAGGAAGUGCUCAGCAGACUGGAGCGCCUGAGACUGGGUUUCAGCUGAAGCAAUCUAAGCUCAGUUCCAUUAGGCUUAAAUUUGAGCAAGGUAUAAGUCCCAGAAGUAAGGAUGUAACUCAAGAAGAAAAAAAGCUGGAUGGCCAGUCCAAAAUUCCAGUAAAAAAAUUGCAAGAAAGUAAGUUACCAGUGUAUCAGUCCUAUUCAAGAGAGAAACACGCAAAGCAAAUAGAGGUCAUUGAUGGGAGCACAGCCUUACAGAAAGAGGUGAAAAUGCAGGAAGAUCUUGUUCCAGGUAAAGGGAAAGCUGUGGAAGAUUCUCGUGCUUCAGACACACGAACUGAGAUGAGGAAAGGAGUGCCAGAAUGCUUUUCAGAACCACGGGCAAAAGACCUGGCAUAUGGCUCAGACUCAACAACUAAGGGACACUGGGACAAAAAAAUCUAUAGGACGUGGGAAAGUCCUGGAACUUCUAACCAUAAAACGCAGAAGGAAAAGCUUUCACAUGUGCUGGUUCCAGAUACAGUAAAAGAAAACCAUGUUGAUCAUGCUGAAUCUAAAACUGACCAAAAAAGUGAAUUUGUCACUGUGACAGAGCACAAAGUGGCCUCAAAUGGAAUCCAUUCAGAAGAAGUGAAGGAACUGACUGUAAAAUCCCCCUCAAAAAGGGUUUUAUACAGAGAAUUUGUUGUCAGGGAGGGGGAACGUAAUGGUGAAGUGGCUGAUAAAAUAUCCAAAAGGAAAGAAGAAAUUGCUGUGUCCCAUAUUCCAGUCAGAAUUGUUGAGGAGAAGAGAGCCAUGCUUGAUGGUGUCUAUGAACUUUCAGCUAAAGUAUCCCAAUCAGCUGUGAUUCAGGAGAAAGUUGAAAGACAGAUUGAUUAUGGGGAAGAUGAAAAAAUAAAGCAUUCAGAAAUCAGAAAAGUUACCAAGCAGCAGAGCUCAAUAGGUCUAAGUCCUCCUGCCGAGGAAACAGAGCUAUCCCCUAGCAAAUCACCAGAUUCUUUAGAAUGUAGCCCAGGAAAGGAAUUUCCUUCAAGUGACAUAGCUGACCCCGGUGCCAGUGAUUACUUGAAUAAAGCUGCACCGCUAGUGAGCACUGAGGGAGUAAAAGAAAUUAAGACCUUACCUGUUUAUGUCAGUUUUGUUCAAGUAGGAAAGCAAUAUGAGAAAGAGGUGCAACAAGGCAGUAUUAAAAAAAUUGUCAGUCAGGAAAGUAAGACAGUACAAGAGACGAGGGGGACAUUUUACACAGCUAGGCAGCAAAAACAACCUCCCUCUCCACAAGGUAGUCCAGAAGAUGACACGCUAGAACAAGUGUCCUUUAUAGACAGCUCUGGUAAAAGCCCUUUAACACCAGAAACACCGAGUUCAGAGGAAGUGAGUUACGAGUUUACAUCUAAAACACCUGACUCACUAAUAGCUUAUAUCCCAGGCAAGCCCAGCCCUAUACCUGAGGUGUCUGAGGAGUCAGAGGAGGAAGCAGAGGCUAAGUCAACAUCUGUGAAACAGGCAGAGGUUGAGGAACCACAGAUUGACAAAACAUUACCUAAUCUUAUAAAUAAGGACUCUAACAAAAGACCCAAAGGUAACAGAGUUGCCUAUAUUGAAUUCCCUCCUCCUCCACCCCUGGAUGCGGAUCAAGGGGAAUCAGAAAAGAAGCCUCAUUAUUCCACUGAGAGUGAAAUGGAGAUGACUGAAGUGAACUUGCAAGAUGAACAUGACAAGUGCCAACUGGCUGAACCUGUCAUCAGAGUACAGCCACCUUCUCCUGUGCCACCGGGAGCAGAUGUCAGUGACUCCAGUGAUGAUGAAUCCCUCUAUCAGCCUGUUCCGCUUAAAAAGUAUACGUUCAAACUGAAAGAGCUGGAAGAUGACCAGAAAGAGACCUCAAAACCCAAAGCCCCUGAAAAGAUUGAGAAACAGAAAGAGUUAGGACAUCCCACUUCUGGGAAAUCCAGUGAGUUUGACACUGGGCUUGAUUCACCCCAGAAUGAUGUAGUGCAAAAUGGGAGUAACAAUGACCAGUCUGUCACAGAGUGUUCCAUAGCAACCACUGCAGAAUUCUCCCAUGAUACCGAUGCGACAGAGAUUGACUCUCUUGACGGUUAUGAUUUGCAAGAUGAAGAUGAUGGUUUAACUGAGAGUGAUUCUAAACUUGCAGGUCCGGCAGUUGAAACCAAAAAGGACAUAUGGACUACAGAAGGCAUUCUAAAGCAGACUGAUCGCUGCUUUAGCCAGAGUAAGCUUGAAGUCAUUGAGGAGGAAGGCAAGGUAGGCCCUGAAGAAGACAAGACACCUUCAAAAGGUCCAUCUUCUGACAAAGCUGGAGAUAAGAGCGAUAAGAAGUCAGGGGCACAGUUUUUCUCUUUGGAAGGCAGACACCCUGACAGGACUGUAUUUCCUGACUCGUAUUUCAGUUACAAAGUAGACGAAGAAUUCGCAACACCUUUCAAAACUGUGGCCACCAAGAGUCUAGAUUUUGACCCGUGGUCAAAUAACCGAGGUGACGAUGAAGUGUUUGAGACUAAAUCAAGGGAUGAUGAGGCUAAGCCAUUUGGUCUGGCAGUGGAAGACAGAUCUCAAGCGACAACACCUGACACAACACCAGCCAGAACUCCAACAGAUGAGAGUACGCCAACUAGCGAGCCCAACCCCUUCCCAUUUCAUGAGGGGAAGAUGUUUGAGAUGACUCGCAGUGGUGCAAUUGACAUGAGCAAGAGGGAUUUUGUUGAAGAAAGACUCCAAUUUUUUCAGAUUGGUGAGCAUACUUCUGAAGGGAAGUCAGGGGACAAGGGGGAAGGGGAUAAAAGUACAGUCACUGCCAUCACACAGCCACAGGCAGGGGACAGCACUGUAGAAACAAACCUAGAGAGACCAGUAGAAACAACAGCAGUUGAAAAUAUGCCCGGCAUCCAGGCCAGUGGAGAUUGCAUGGAACAAACACUUGGUAGUAACUCACUGGAGAAAUCAUCGGCAGCAGUAAACGCUUCCAAAGUUGAUCCCAAAUUGCGCACACCAAUUAAAAUGGGAAUUUCUGCUUCCACCAUGACUCUGAAGAAAGAUGGCCCUGGCGAAGUGACAGAUAAGAUAGAAGCUGUGAUGCCAAGUGGUGAGGGAUUAGAAAAUGAAACUGUAGCAGUGAUUGCGAGUUCAGCUUCUAGCCAGACAAGCUGUAGGCAAACAGAAAACACUGAUUUUCCAAAAGAUAAUUUUAAUAACAACAACAAUUUGGAUUCAUCUGCUGUCCCUACAGAUGAUAUUACCUGUAAUGUAGUGCUAAAAGAACAUUUGGAACCGAAAUGUUCCCUCCAGAAAGCUAAUCAAGCGAAAAGCACUUCAGGAAAAGGUACAGGGACAACACAAGGACACAGAGUAAGAGAUAAGCAAAAACCACACGGAGAGCAGCAAAAGUCAACAGAGUUGGUAGGAGCUAGAGGAAAAUCAAAGCUUCCUGUAAAGGCCAGCUCAGUAAAACAAGUCUUUUCCCAAAAUAAUCUCCAAAGCAAUACAGGGAGUAAAGCGAAAGAGGCUAGUAAGCCUGACAAAGCAAAACAAAAUAAUUAUUCUUCUCCCUGUGUAGAAGCAAGGUCUAGGAUUCCUGUAAAAAACACACAUAGGAGUAAUCUAGCUAGAAGAACUCCAGCCCUGCCAAAACAAGAGCAGGUAGAGAAAGAAAAAACAAAACAACUUCCUUCUAAAUUGCCAGUAAAGGUAAGAUCUACCUCCGUCACCAUGACAACAGUUAAAGUAAAGAAAAAUCAGCUUAGGGAGGUAUGUAAACAUUCUAUUGAAUAUUUUAAGGGAAUUAGUGGUGAGACAUUAAAGCUUGUGGAUCGUCUUUCUGAUGAAGAGAAAAAGAUGCAGUCAGAGGUCUCUGAUGAUGAAGAAGACAGUACAUCAAGGAACACAUCCUUAUCAGAAGCUACUCAAGUUUACCUGCCUUCCAUUACACCGAAGUCUGCUAGAGACAUGAGAACAGAGGCAGCAUCUAUAAAAUCAAAGAUUGAAAAGGCCGACAGUGAGAGGAGGAGGAGUAAGAGGACUGGUCCACAGAGUCCAUGUGAACGGACAGAUAUAAGGAUGGCAAUUGUAGCUGAUCACCUAGGACUUAGCUGGACAGAACUGGCAAGAGAACUGAAUUUUUCUGUGGAUGAAAUAAAUCAAAUCCGAGUAGAAAACCCAAAUUCUCUUAUUGCUCAAAGCUUCAUGUUAUUAAAAAAAUGGGUUACCAGAGAUGGGAAAAAUGCUACAACUGAUGCCUUAACUUCUGUAUUGACAAAAAUUAAUCGGAUAGAUAUUGUGACCCUGUUGGAAGGACCAAUAUUUGACUAUGGAAAUAUUUCAGGCACCAGAAGUUUUGCAGAUGAAAAUAACGUAUUUCAUGAUCCCAUUGAUGGUUAUCCCUCCAUCCAAGUGGAACUGGAAACUCCCACUGGGUUGCGCUUCGUGCCGCCCACCCCUUUGCACCAGGACGAUUUCCUUAGCGACACCUCUAGCCUAGAGUCACCCCUUAGAACUCCCAGUAGACUGAGUGACGUGGUAGUGACCUCCCAGGGACACGUAGAUGGUACAGCAGCAGCACCGCCAGUGGUGACUGAAGAGGACACUUCACUGGAUGACAGCAAAGUUGAUUUCUCAGUGCCUAGAGAAGGAACACCUAAAGAUAUUUCCAUAGGCGAGAGCCACUUGGAGGAAGUGGACCUUAAAGAUUUUCCGCGGUAUCUCGGUAGUUAUGGCGGGAUAUCCAGAGAUGCUAAACAAAGGCAGAGCGAAGAGACUAGUAAAAGAGGAGUGAGGACUGAACAGCCUGAGAGAGAAAAGUCUGGUACUGAUGAGGAGAUGACGGCAGAAAAGUUUAAGUCUCUGUUUGAGGACAUUCAUCUGGAAGAAGGAGCUGAGUCUGAGGAGAUGAUGGAAGAAAGAGUAUGGUCAAUUCUUAAAGGUGUUCAACAAGCAGAACGCGAAAUGUCUUCAAUUACAGGUUGGCAGCCUGACUCCUCCAGCAUCUCCGAGGCGCCGACGUCGGGACGCAGGAUAGGCGGCAGCCUGCUGGAUCGCUUGGAUGAGAGUUCGGACCAAUGUCGGGAUUCUGUUACCUCAUACGUCAAAGGAGAAGCAGGGAAGCCAGAAACAAAUGGAAGCCUAUCCGAGUCCACAUCAGAGGCAAAAACUAAAUCCUACAUCCAGGAAGCUUUAAAUGAUGUGGGAAAACACAGUGACAAAGAAACCCUGAAAACAAAGUCUCAGAUCUCAACUGGUACUGAUGAGCAAACAUUAUCAUCAACAGCAUAUCAGAAAUCUUUGGAAGAGACCAGCAAGCCAACAACAGAAGGCAGCAAAACAUCUGUGCCUGUCAGUGUGAAGAAGAUGGGCUGGAGUACUUCUGAGGAUGGCAAGCCAAGAACAAGCAUCCAAGAGGAGGAGGGAGCAGUAAUGUCUGAACAGAAGGGUGAGGAAGCAAAAAACAUUCCUGGUGAAUCUGUAACAGAGGAACAGUUUACCGAUGAAGAAGGCAACGUCAUCACGAGAAAAAUCACCCGGAAAGUAGUAAGACGUGUUGUUAUCCCCCAUGAGAGGAAAGUUGGUGAAAUGCAGGGAGAAGCUUAUAAGGUUAAGACAAAGAAAGAAGUCAGACACGUGGAGAAGAAAAGUUACUCAUGAAAGCUGAAAGCCAACCACUGAACGUGUGCUUUUACUGCCAGUAUUCUAGAGGGACACUCACGGAAGAAAAAUCAACAGGAAUUAAACAUUCACCUAUAAAAGUGUGCGUGUGUUUGCUGCUUCCCCACAUUAACCGCAUGGUUUUUAUGCAAAAAGAAAAAAAAAACAAACAAAAAAAAUCCCAAACAAAAAAAUUAAUUUAGCAUGAGCCAAUUUACAGAGCAUGGAAAUUCACGUUCAUUCACAGGAUUGGAGGGUGCUCAGUUACCAAUGCAGUGUAUAUACAAGAUGCCAUGCUGUUAACAGCUUCUCUCAAGCAGUUUGAUGUCAUCUCAAAAGAAAUAAAUUCCUGUGGCCAGAGAGGAUGUGCGAAGACGAAAUGGUUAAACCAUGGAAAGACACUAAAAAUACUAAAAUCCACAACAGCUCGCCUUAUUUUUCUUGGACCCAAACUGUCAGGGUAUAAAACACUAUUUGUUUCUUUUUUAAACAUCAAUAGUUUUGCUGUAAAUAAAUAACACUGUAUAAAUUCUGACAAAAUAGAAUAAGUGUUGAUAAGGCACUGCCUUUUCGAUCACAAACAGAAUAUUGCAAAUGCAUUGAGCAGGCUAGGUGUCUCAAAUGGCUGCACCUACAGGGAUAUUCUGGGUGUAUCUUCACAGAUUCUUGUAUAUUAGCAAUUAUAAUGUUUGUAUAUGCAAAAUCGCUAGCUUGAUUUUAAAAAAAUCUUUAAAAUCUGCUGCAAAUUUAAAUGAUUCCCAAAAUGAGGAAUUCUGUAGUUCUGUGAAAAUUUUUCUUCAGAGUACUAAUAUUUUGAUGCAUGUGUUUCACCUUAUUUUGAUUAAAUCUUUUCCAGUUUUGCAAACACUAUUCCGCAACAUGAAAAAUAAGAUUUUAUCUGUAAACACAAAGCCCUUCAUCUAAUAUUUGUUGCUGUUGCCAAUUUUUCAAUGAAAUGACCUAAGACCCAUAACAUAUACAGUAGUUGCAUUAUGGGGAGGGGGGUGCUAUCUGUUCUUGCUUUAUAAUGGGGGUAAUGCUUGCAGCUUUAGAAGUGGGUUGGUGCUCUAAGGAGCACAAGUUUGGGAUAUUUUUAAAUGAACUGAAGAGAAAUUAUUAGCUAAUAGACUGGCAGCACGCUGUAAAAUUAUUACUGUAUUGUGUACUGGCUAUAAGAUGUAGAAUCUUUCAGUAAGCCAAUCAUCUGUAAUCAUCCUAGCAGUGUAAUAUUAGGUUGUUAAGGCUGCUGUGUUUUAAAGGGCAUUUUUAUUUGGUUUUUGGUGAAAUACUUUAAUUUGUUGAUUAUAUUCAUAUGGAAACAGCAUUCAUUGAUAAUAGCUCUAAUUACAUAUGUAUGAAAACAACAAACACUGGAUGAUCUAGUUGAUUAUUUAAGCAUAAAAUAAAUUGUGUUAAAACUCUUGGAUAA